Molecule: messenger RNA, 543 nt
Organism: Lachancea thermotolerans CBS 6340
Lineage: Eukaryota; Fungi; Ascomycota; Saccharomycetes; Saccharomycetales; Saccharomycetaceae
Gene: MRPL32
Product: mitochondrial 54S ribosomal protein bL32m
Exons: 1
Coding region: 1-543 (180 amino acids)
Biological process (GO): translation
Cellular component (GO): mitochondrial large ribosomal subunit
Molecular function (GO): structural constituent of ribosome
Source: RefSeq, a predicted model, not a curated record
AUGUCCUUUGUUGCGACUUUGAAGAAGCGCUGCCUUCCUGUAUUUUCGUUGUUGCCGAGCUGGUCCUUUUCAUGGCAGCUGGCUCCCGCCCCCACGGCACUACCUCGACUUCUCCAUGAGCUUCUAGAAGGGCAGGUUGAGCCACAGCUUUCUCCAGACAGUGCUUCGCCUGCCAAAGAAGGGAUACUUUUAGCUGUUCCCAAGAAAAAGGUUUCCCAUCAGAAGAAGAGACAAAAACUUUAUGGACCCGGUAGGAAGCAAUUGCAAAUGAUACACCAUCUCAACCGCUGCCCAUCUUGCGGCCACUUUAAAAGGGCAAACACCCUUUGUAUGCAUUGCGUUGGUGAAAUACGUCAUAUAUGGAAGAGCCAUACGGUUAGGAAGACCCAGGAGCCUCUUCAAGAGCAAGAAUUGUCUAAUCUCGAUAAAAGAAUUCUAUAUCCAGGGAAGAAGGAAACAGAGUACGCGAAGAAGCUUAAGGACAAAGAUAGCUACCUAGACCGUCGUAUGAGGAGUUUACCCGCAGGGAAGAAUGAUAGCUAA